CAAAUGCUAUUGCUCCAGUGGUGACAGGUUGUCCAGCUUCUUACAGCCAUCCUCACAAUAACGAAGGUUAGCUUCCUCCACUGUAUGGACUCCUAGCUGUUUCUGUUCCUGAGGACUCGGAAGAAUUCCCGCACUUCCUUAACUUUUAGCUCACAUUUCUGGAUAACUGUCAUCGCUACUAACUGCCAGGGUUGGGCAGCAACAUCUGGAGGAAUUAAAAAAGCAUGCAAGACGACAGUUCAGAAUCCUCUACUUCCAUAUCUCAACUUCUGAGAGAAAGUUAUUUAGCUGAAACUAAACAUCAAGGGAAGAGUGAAAGAAGCAGAUCAGAAACAGCUUCUCAUAAUUUUCAUUAUGGCAAUGCCUCUGGGGAUUCAGAUGAGGUAGCUGCCCAAGAUGACCUUCCAGAUCUCUCUGCCUUUUUGAGCCAAGAAGAGCUAGACCAAAGUGUAAACCUGGCAAGACAAGCUAUUGGUCAGAAUCCACUGGAAAUUAAACAGGAUGAGCUUCAGGCACAUUCACAGUGUCCCCCAGAUCAGCUGAAAAACACAGGAAAACACAAACAAAUGGCCCAGUCUACAGCUUUUAAAACAUCAGACAACAGCCUGCACUCAAACUUUUGUCAGGACCAUGUCAAAACCACAAAGGGCUCAAAAGGGAGCCCUCAAGAUCUCAAGAAACAACACCUCCCUUCUGAAUCAGAGUCAAAAAAGGAAUUCCUAAACAAGGCAGCAGAUUUUAUCGAGGAGCUCUCCUCACUUUUCAAAGCUCACAACUCUGAAAGAAUAAGACCCCGAACAUGCAAAAACUACAGGAGCAAAAUUGAUUCUAAGAAUAAGGCUGCUCAUAAAGGCAGCUCUGCCCUACUUAGCACAUCAGAAAACAGAGAAAGGCUUUCCAUUCCAGUACCUCAAGACUUGGAAAACGACGCAGAGAAACCAUUUGCACAAAGAGAUGACCAACAGGAGGCAAACUUGGAAUCUAUCAAUCAAUUAACAAGUGAGGAGCUAAAACCAGAGUCAGAAUCUGCAUCUGUGUACUCCGAUGAGCCUAUAGGACAACCACCACGCUUUACUCAAAAACUGAAGAGCAGGGAAGUUCCUGAAGGAACCAAAGUGCAAUUGGACUGCAUUGUGGUAGGAAUCCCAGCACCUGAAGUCAGGUGGUACUGUGAAGGGAAGGAACUUGAAAACUCACCAGACAUUCAAAUUAUCCAGACAGGUGAUCAACACUCAUUGAUUAUUGUUGAAGCCUUUGAGGAGGAUACAGGACGUUACUCGUGCUUUGCUUCAAACAUCUAUGGAACAGACUCCACUUCUGCAGAGAUUUACAUAGAAGGAGUCUCUUCUUCUGAUUCUGAAGGUGAAAUCAUCAAAGACGAAAUGGAUCACAAACCAAGGCCAGCUGACACCUCCUUGAAUGCUGCAUCUCCUGCUGCUAGAACUGCAAUCAAACAUCAAGAAACCUCCAAGGCACCAUCUGCCACAGCUCAGCCUGUGUCUGUUCCUGUCCAGCCUGUGUCAACAGGAGUUAAUCAGGCUCAAAGCCCCACUAACUAUUUGCAAGGACUGGAUGGAAGACCUAUAAUUGCUGCUCCUGUAUUUACAAAGAUGUUACAGGAUAUUUCAGCUUCUGAGGGGCAGCUUGUUGUCUUUGAAUGUCGGGUGAAAGGAGCUCCUUCCCCAAAGGUUGAAUGGUAUAGAGAAGGAACACUGAUAGAAGAUUCUCCAGAUUUUAGGAUAUUACAGAAAAAACCCCGAUCUAUGGCUGAGCCAGAGGAAAUUUGCACCCUUGUUAUUGCUGAAGUAUUUUCAGAAGAUUCUGGCAGUUUCACCUGUACUGCAAGCAAUAAAUAUGGCACUGUGUCUAGUAUAGCUCAUCUAACUGUCAAAGCAUCUGAAGACAACAGUAAUGCUGAUACCCUUCACACAAUGAGCUCAAACAACUUAACUGCUGCUGAACAUCAACCUCCCCCAUGUACUCCUUCCUAUCGUGUCAUAAAUCAAACUCCUAAGCCCAAACUUGAAGGUGUUCUUGUGAACCACAAUGAACCCAGGUCGAGUUCCAAGAUUGGUCUCCGUGUGCAUUUCAAGCUGCCUGAAGAUGAUAAAGGCAGUGAGUCAUCAUCAGAGGAUGGACCCGGUGCUACAAACCAAAUCAGACCCAACUAUUUCCACGAGAGAAUAAAUGGACAGCCAAUGAAAAUACCAGAACCAACGUCACCCUCCAAGGAACCUCCUCCAGUACUGGCUAAACCAAAGCUUGAUCAGACCCAGCUAAAACAGCUCCACAACCAGGUCUUGCUUGAACAGCAGCUGUAUCAGACAUCUUCAAGAGAGCUGUCAUUCAACACAGCUUUAUUGAAUUCUGCUACUUCACUCCAGCAACAGUCCACCUCGACUGUGUACAGGCAGAGCAAAGUCUCUGCUUCACAAGCAUUCAGCUACAGUCGACAGCAGCAGCUCCCACCAUCACAAACCACACUGCCUACCAGCUCCUCUUCCAGCUCCUCAGUGACAACAUUCAGCAACGUCCCUCAAGGAACUCAAAGAACAAACCACAAGGAAAAUUCCACAGGAAAUCCUCCCCCUGCCCAACCAAGGUCUUCAGGAGGGUUUACAAGCAAAAAUGAACAGUCCCUACCAAGCCCUAAAGAAUCCAUGGUGCCUCCAUUAACACUUCCUCCAUCUGGUGUAAAACAGUUCCAGCCACAGAGUGUGACUCCUGCUCCUGUCUCCCCAACUGGUCGGAUCCAGAAUCCAGUAGCUUUCCUUAGUGCUGUUCUUCCUUCACUUCCUACUGUGCCAUCCACCAACGCUAUGGGACUGCCCAGAAGUUCACCAGCCACUCCAACCCAGGGAUUAACAAAGAAAAAUCUGAAGCCUCUGCCAUUAGCAACAGAUGAUUCUAUUCGGGAAAAUAAAGCUGGACUUGUAAAGGACCUGGAAAGAAACCUGCAUUUCAGAGAGGAUGGUAAUCACCAAAGUAGUCAGCAGGAAUACAGGAUUUCAAGCUUUGAGCAGAGGCUGAUGAAUGAAAUAGAGUUUCGCCUGGAACGUACCCCGGUGGAUGAAUCAGACGACGAAGUCCAACACGAGGAAAUCCCUACAGGCAAAUACAUAGCCCCAAUCUUUGAUAAGAGACUCAAGCACUUUCGGGUAAUGGAAGGAUCUCCUAUCACGUUCACUUGCAAAAUAGUUGGAAUACCUGUUCCCAAGGUAUACUGGUUCAAGGAUGGCAAGCAGAUUUCAAAGAAAAACCCACAUUUCAAAAUGAACCGAGAAGGAGACGGAACAUGUUCUUUACAUAUUGAAGCUUCUACUAAUGAUGAUGAUGGCAACUAUACAAUCAUGGCUGCAAACCCUCAAGGGAGAAUCAGUUGUUCAGGCCACCUGAUGGUUCAGAGUAUCCCUGUUCGAGGCCGAGUAUCCACAAAUCAGCCUCACAGAACACGACCCCGGGUGCCAGAAGGAGACAAAGAGGCAGUCCAAGAACGCUUUUUCAGGCCAUACUUUCUACAGGCUCCAGGGGACAUGGUGGCACAUGAAGGGCGACUUUGUAGGUUGGACUGUAAGGUGAGCGGGCUACCAACUCCGGAGCUGACGUGGCUUCUGAAUGGCAAACCUGUGCUACCAGAUGGCACCCACAAGAUGCUGGUCAGGGAGACUGGAGUUCACUCCCUGCUUAUUGAUCCUCUCUCACAAAACGAUGCUGGAACUUACACUUGCCUUGCCACUAAUAAAACAGGACAAAAUUCAUUUAGUCUGGAGCUCACUGUUGUAGCAAAGGAAAUAAAAAAAGCCCCCAUGUUUUUGGAGAAGCUUCAGAACUGUGGUGUUCCUGAAGGGUACCCUGUCAGAUUAGAGUGCAGAGUUGUGGGAAUGCCACCCCCUGUAUUUUACUGGAAGAAGGAUAAUGAGACCAUCCCAUCAAACAGAGAGAGGAUGAGCAUGCAUCAAGAUACAACAGGGUAUGUUUGCCUCCUGAUUCAACCUGCCAAGAAAACAGAUGCUGGCUGGUACACUUUGUCUGCAAAAAAUGAAGCUGGUAUUGUGUCUUGUACUGCCAGACUCGACAUCUACGCUCAGUGGCACCGUCAGAUUCCACAGCCAAUAAAGCUUCGACCUGGGGGCAGCCGAUACGCAAACCUCACCGGGCAAGGACUCGAUAUUUUUUCUGCCUUCCCAACUACUGAAAGUUCUCUGCUGUUUUCACCCCCAACCCAAAAGGUGGUGGAGAGUGAAGAACUUUGAAAAAAAACAAACAAACAGCUGUUCCAGUCACACCUGCAGAGAUACUAGAACUGUGGGGAGAAAAAAAAAAAAAAGGAAAAGGAAAAAAAAAAAAGGAAAAAAAGAAAAGGAAAAAAAAAAGGGGAAAAAAAAGAGGUACAAGUCAAGAUGCUCAAGGUUUACAAGCAACUCGUUUGUAAUUAAGUGUUCUGCUGCUGCAAUGUUGCAAGUAUUAUUUUACUGCAGGAUAAUUGUGGUAUGGAGUGUUGUGCAAUAAAUCCAGUACUGUGUAGUUUGCUAAGAAUUACAUAGUAAACAGUUUUCAGCACUUAAAAGCCAAUACCACUUUCACUGCUUGAAUUAAAGGUACUGUACUGUAGCAAGCCAUGGUAAGGGUUGAGGACGUUUAGCUGGAAUACUGCCAGUGAAAACAUUGACAUCACAAUAGCAACAAUCCUGAACAAGGGUAAACAACAUGACUUUGAAUGUAAUUAAAAAACAAACAAACAAACAAAUAUGCCAGAUAAUCACAAAGCACAAGUUAAAGGGAAAAGAUGUAACUCAUUUUUAUAUAUUAUUACACCAGAUAAUCUUAGAACUUUUGAACUCAAGACUAGAUAAACAAAUCGUGUCAUGUAGGUGCAGCUGCAUAACCUCUAUAUUUAUAUCUGUGUGUGUGUGUUCUCCAUGAACUGUGUACUCGUGGUGUAAGGAUUCAUUAAGUAAGGUACAGGGCACUUGCAUAGGACAUCAACACAGGAAACCAACAUUCCUGUUGUCUGAAGCAUGUUCUCUAGAGCUCAUAGCUGAAACUGUUUUCCAGAUCCGCUUCGUAUUUUUUCUUUACAGUGCUAGUGAUCAUCUGCUUUUAAACACAGAUCACAUCAAGCUUGUAACUUCACCAUUUUUAAACAUCAAGUCUCUUCUUCCUAAUUUUUAACAUGACUAAAGUGUAUCUACCACCUAGCUCAUUUUCUUACUAACUGAAAAGGAAUGACCAUCUGGUAGAACUUCAAUUUUCACCAUCAAUCAGGAAAUAAUCACAACUGUGGUAUCUACUAUAAAGACAGAGAACAUUUCUGUACAAAAGUUAUGAAGUUAACAACACUUUGGUGCAAAGAGCUAAAAAACCUACUGUAAUUAAUAGUAGUAAUAAAUAAGGCAAUUUAAUGGAAGUGCAACAGAAGGUGUUAAGUGACAACACUUCAUUAAUUGAUUUAAAUACAUUUAGCAUCCAUACAGCUGUAUUAACACCUCCCAGCACUGAGAAUCUGUGAACAUCUAAUAUGAAUUUCUGCAUCUUUAAAUUAUUGCUAUCUCUCUUCUUUGGAUAUUGUUUUCAAGCAGUUCUUACUGCUUUUAACAUGGCUGGUGAACACAACGAAAUGCUGAUCAAAGUCACAGAGAUCAAAAGAAAAAUUAACAGGUACUUUCAUUUUCGACCUUUUUCAGAUUUUUUUCAGUUAAAAAUGUAACUUAAAAAAAUGACACAUGGAAAGAAAAAAAAAAAAGGAGUUAUUGUAAGAGUAAAAGGAUACUGGAUCUAACCAGAGACUGAGAAAGAGCCUUUCUUUGGGUUUCCUACCAAUAUAAUCAUGUUGACUCUAACUGUUGGUUCCCUAAGGAUUUAGAGGAAGUGAAUUUCUGCUGUUGUUCUACAUCCCACCUGAGUGAAGAUCAUAAAAUCAAACCACCAUUAUAACACCCAUGCCUUUUGUUAGAAAUCUCAGGCAAUUCACCUGGGACUGAACAAAGCAGGAAGAUAAAAUACACUCUUAUCCUGAGAGACUAAAGGAGGUGCAGGCAUUUCAGUGGGAAAGCAGAAAUCCCAGUUGUUGCCCAUGUUGUACCUCCUCCCAUGCAAAUAAAAUAUAACUACUAGCUAUUAAAAGUGACAUUGAUUCGAGUGACUUCAGUUAUGGGGUGCCCAACUUCAGACAUAUUGUGGGUCUGAUUUUCCAGGAUUCAGAACCUACUGCUCCUCUUAUCUUCACUGGUUUUUAGGAUGGCUUAGGGAUUCCAAAACUAGGUCUAGACUAUGUUGGAUUUGGCAACCUAAAAUUUAAAGUUUCCCAUAUUAGUAACUAUUCUUGGGAAAAUAAUCUAAGGAAAGUUAUCAGACUUUGCUUAUUUAAUCCAGUGCUGUUGGGAACUGGGGAAAAGAGGAAAUGAAGACUUAUCAGAUCAAAAGCUACCCCCAUCUACAGCCCUGAUCUCCCCAUUAUUUCAUGCCAGACCUGAAGAGAUUUUGAUCCAAAAUAUUCCAAGUUGUAUAUUGGCCAUCAGGCUUUACACAGGCUUAAUCAAGUGAUUGUCUGCUCAGAACUCCCCUGUGGCCCCCUUGCCUGGCUUUGAGCGAGGGGUUGGACCAGAUGACUUCCUGAGGUUCCUUCACACCUAAAUCAUUCUAUACUUCCUAAAUUAUUAUACUUUCCCUGUGUGGAUUAAGUUACCUAUUGAUUGAACUUCAGAAUUCAAGCAAGCACAGACUUUUCUUUUUUGACUGGGAUAUCUCCUAUUAGGCAAUUUUAACUACAGGAGUGAUCACUUCUAUCACAGUUCUUUACAUAGCUUGGAAGAAAGGAAUACUAGAGUAGUUUCAGCAAAUAUCAAGUUACCAGUGCUGGAAUCAUACUUGUUAGUAUUAAAGACAAUAGUAGUGCUUCUCACGUUUUACACCAUCAGACAACACACCCAGAAACUCUGUACAAAUUAAAAUACAAAGUACACAGAGGAAAUACGCAAACCAUCCAUCUUCAACCUUUCCUCCGUGAUUUCAGUGGAACAUCUCCAAACUCACAUCAGUAUAACCUGAACUGACAAGCUGAGGAGUAAACAGCCCAAUCAUAGAAUCAUGGACUCUGGAAAAGACCUUCAAUCUCAUCAAGUGCAACCAUUCCCCCUGCAACCACGAAACCAUCUUAUGAAACACCAUGCCUACCCCUUUUUUGAACAAUGCUUUUUUAAUAAAGUACAUUCUGCUCUUUGAAAAUGGGAGGACAAGAAACUACUGCUGAAAGACUUUUCCCAAAACUCUGUGUAAGACGGAUUAAUCCUUAAUCGUUCGAGAAGGGGUCCCAAGAAGUCUCACUGAGAGGUAAGCUACAGAGAGUGGAUCACCGAAAUUUGUCAGCUGAACUGUAACAUUCUCUCCUCAAAAGUACUUGCUAGCAAAAGAGUCAAAACUUUACCUUCAUUUCACUUACUUUCAGUGCCUGGCCUGUGAUACAAACAAAAUCAGAAUCUGAUCCUAAAUGGUCUGUAGUCAUUUAAUUUUACUCAGUAACUGUUACAGGACAUUUCUCCUCUGCAUACAAUGAGCCCAUAAAAUAAGUACAGGAAGCUUAUGCGAAUGGAAGUAAAUGUUGUUAGUAGUGCUGAUGUGCUCAUCACCAAGAAAACCUGCUAGAAAAAGACAGAAAAAUGCUGUUUGUGUUGUUAAUUGAUGGAACAGCCAAGGGCCAAAGGCUUGUGCAAGCAGCUGAGACAACACUGAGCUGUCACAAAACGUGUGAUGCUCUUUGAGCUCAUGUCCUGUGGAGGGUGGCGCUAUCUAAUCACACUGUGUCAAGAUGCACCAGAGACUGCAACUGUGCUCCCUUCCUGAACAGCAUGGCUCUUCAUUGUUUUUGUUUAAUUGAAUAACCAAUUUGACUUCACACUAACAUGGUAUUUCAUUCUCUUAUUCAGGGCAGGCUACUGCCACAAUAAAACCCAAUGUUAGACCUUUCACUGAGGUCAGUGGUAGCUAUUAUCUUCCACAAGUCCAUUAAGUCACCACAGUGUGGAGCAUAACAUUGCCAUUGUGAGAUACAGAAAUGCUCAGUUUUGUAACUUCUGUGUUUUCUGAUUCAGAAACCCAUGGCUUUAUCUAGUUUCUUGAUUCCUUCUAUUCCUGGUUUUGUAUACUAUUAAACAGAGGCAGAGUGUACUUCAAAGAGCAGAAAUGACAACUUUUGUAUUGUGAUUCUGGAAAGCAAAAGUAUGAUCUUUGCUUUAACAUUUCGGUCCAACUCAGUGCAAACCCAGUCUGUGUGAUGCAAAGAGCAUCACAUAGAAGUUCACAUUGUCACUGCUGGACUUCUUGCCUUAAAACAGCUGGAUUGAGUCCCACUGCUUCCAUAUGGAAGGUGGAGCCUCCUUCUGAAUGCCUCAGAUCUGCUAAUGUGAGGAGAGCACACACUUCAAAUAUCAAAAAGCCAAGUCUGCAGUCUUUAUCUUAAUAUGUAAACACUUGCCAAUCCAGCUGUUUACUGGAAUCUGGAAUAAAAAUUCCUUUAAGAACUGUGUUCUUAAUGCUGCCAGAUUUAAAAGCAUAAAUUCUGGAAAAUGUCUUCAUACAAACUGAUUAGCAAGACCUAAUUAAAUAUUUUAACAGUUAAGUACUGGAGAAGUGAUUCAUUGUGAAUUGCCUUACUAUUUCCAAUACAAAGAUGUUCACUUUGAGCCUUAAAAUUCUCUUUUAUAAUUUUUAUCUUUAUUAAAGUUGGUAUUUUUUAGUUUUUGAUCCAAAGUCAUUUUCACUGGGAAGAAACAUGUUCAUGUCAGUUUUAAAGAAUAUUUUAAGACCAUAUGAAAGGAAAAAAACAAACACCUGCUUGUUCAAUAAUGUAUUUCCCUUUGUCUCACCUAAACUUAAAUAAAUGCUUCAGAGUUGCAUA
Messenger RNA from Apus apus (common swift), 8893 nucleotides. It is a transcript of the gene MYPN, whose product is annotated as myopalladin. The coding region runs from base 225 to 4253 and encodes 1342 amino acids. Lineage: Eukaryota; Metazoa; Chordata; Aves; Apodiformes; Apodidae. The record is from RefSeq and is a predicted model, not a curated record. The transcript is spliced from 20 exons.